AUGGCUUCGACGUGCGUCAAGACUCUUCUUGUCGGGCUAUCCGGGCCUUCAUCCAGCGGGAAGACAACCCUUGCCCGCCUUUUGCGAUCCGUGUUCACGCUGGCAGUCUCUGAUGGCAGUGCGAUAACUGCAACACGGCCGUUUAUCCUCCAUGAAGAUGAUUUCUAUAAAUCCGAUGACCUGAUUCCCGUCGUCACCACGUCUUCUGGAAAGGCAGUUCAAGACUGGGACACCAUCGGCGCCCUCGACAUUGGGCUGCUCGAGGCGGCAUUGGUGUACGUUCGCGACCACGGCAAGCUACCCGCUGGAUUGAAAAGCAAAGAAGACCUUAAUGAUGCCGCUGAUUCGGGUGUUCACAAGCGGAUUGUCCAAUCAUUGAGAUCUGAAGCCACCCAACGUCUACGAAAGGUCUUCGAAGAUGCAGCCACUACAGUAGACAUGCCGCAAACAAGGCACCUGGCUCUAGCCCUGGUUGAGGGUUUCCUUCUUUACGCACCACCAGACCAGCCUUCACAUCCGCUUCGUCUGGUUCACGAUAUUAUUCAUAUACCACUAUUUCUUCCUGCUACCUACACGCUGCUUAAAGAACGACGAGAAAAGCGGACAGGCUACGUUACAAUAGGACCCGCUCCAACACCUUCUCCACAGAUCGAGAUGACCGCUAAUGAUGUGCAAUCUGCCCGGUACCAAGAAGAGAAGGAUGCCAAUGAGUAUACUCCCCCAGACGUCAACUUCUGGACAGAUCCUCCUGGUUAUGUUGAUGAUAUUGUUUGGCCACGUUACAUCACAGAUCACGCCUGGCUGCUACUCCCACAAGACACAAAACCCGAUAUUGACGUAGAGCAACUCAAGCAGCUUAUUGGUGAAGGACGGAAUGCUAGAGAAGAUGUCGGAGUUUUGGUUGCGCCAGGUCAGGGAGAAGCUUCUAUGGAGGAACUUCUACAUUGGGCAGUAGAUGAGGUUCUCAAAGUAGCCGAAAGGCUUUUUACGCAGUAA
Molecule: messenger RNA, 996 nt
Organism: Ophidiomyces ophidiicola
Lineage: Eukaryota; Fungi; Ascomycota; Eurotiomycetes; Onygenales; Onygenaceae
Gene: NRK1
Product: ribosylnicotinamide kinase
Exons: 2
Coding region: 1-996 (331 amino acids)
Source: RefSeq, a predicted model, not a curated record